This is a messenger RNA of Oryctolagus cuniculus (rabbit), 1521 nucleotides long. RefSeq names its product RAB33A, member RAS oncogene family (gene RAB33A). Gene Ontology annotation, biological process: Rab protein signal transduction. The record is from RefSeq and is a predicted model, not a curated record. Gene Ontology annotation, molecular function: GTP binding; GTPase activity. Lineage: Eukaryota; Metazoa; Chordata; Mammalia; Lagomorpha; Leporidae.
CCUGCUGCUUCUGAGGCGAAAGAGGUGUCUCCGCCCCCACCCCACCCCGCCGAGACGUGUGGCUCCGAGGCCCAAGUGCCCCAAUGAUGCCUUAGGGUGCAGUGCUCUUUGUCCUCCCUAGCUGUGCUUCCCUGCUGGCUGAUCCCGUGCGCUCCGAGCAAAGCGGGGGAGGGUGGCGCUGGGAGCCGGAAACCUACAACAUAAAUGGGCGCAAGGAGAAAGGAAGUCUAUCUCGGGGUAGUGUGUGCUGCUCUCCCCACCUCUCCCUUGCCUCCUUAGGCUUCCUCCCUUGGUGUGUCCCUGGAGUCCAGGCAGGGGAGGGUCCCACGGUCGCGCGCCCCAGCGUCCCAUCUGAGGGCACGCGCCGGCAGACGGGGAAGGCUCUCCUCUCGCCCACCCCUCUCCAUCUCCUCCUCUCCUUGGCUUUUGUGUUGGUGCCUCGGAGCUGCAAGGAGGGUGCGCUGGAGGAGGAGGGAGACCUGGGGUGUGAGGCACCCCCUUCACGCGCGCGCGCGCACACGUUGCCGGCGCACGCACACACGGGCGGACACACACUCACAGACACGCACACACACGCACAAAGCUCGCUCGCCUCGAGCGCACUAACGUGGCCACCGUUUUCUUUGUGUGGAGCCCUCGAGGGGGGUUGGGGCCCCGGUCCGGUCCCGGGGAGAUGGCGCAGCCCAUCCUGGGCCAUGGGAGCCUGCAGCCCGCCUCUGCUGCUGGCCUGGCAUCCCUGGAGCUGGACUCGUCGCUGGAUCAGUACGUGCAGAUUCGCAUCUUCAAAAUCAUCGUGAUUGGGGACUCCAACGUGGGCAAGACCUGCCUGACCUUCCGCUUCUGCGGGGGAACCUUCCCGGACAAGACUGAAGCCACCAUCGGGGUGGACUUCAGGGAGAAGACGGUUGAAAUCGAGGGCGAGAAGAUCAAGGUUCAGGUGUGGGACACAGCGGGUCAGGAACGCUUCCGUAAAAGCAUGGUUGAGCAUUACUACCGCAAUGUGCAUGCAGUGGUCUUUGUCUAUGACGUCACCAAGAUGACAUCUUUCACCAACCUGAAAAUGUGGAUCCAAGAGUGCAAUGGGCAUGCAGUGCCCCCACUCGUCCCGAAAGUGCUUGUGGGCAACAAGUGUGACUUGCGGGAACAGAUCCAGGUGCCCUCCAAUUUAGCCCUGAAAUUUGCCGAUGCCCACAACAUGCUCUUGUUUGAGACAUCAGCCAAGGACCCCAAAGAGAGUCAGAACGUGGAGUCGAUUUUCAUGUGCCUGGCUUGCCGGUUGAAGGCCCAGAAAUCGCUGCUGUAUCGUGAUGCUGACAGGCAGCAGGGGAAGGUGCAGAAACUGGAGUUCCCACGGGAAGCUAACAGUAAGACUUCCUGUCCUUGUUGAAACCCAAUGGUGUACAUACAAGAUCAAUUAUCACUGGAGUUUUUUCUUUCCCUUUUUUCCGUGCCUGCAUCAUGCUGACACCUGCUUGUUUCCAUACAAAUUGAUAUCAAAAUAAAAUUUGUAUAGAUUAUCAA